AUGGACUCUGUCGCAAAGUACAUGGACGACCCCGACGCAAAUUCUCGUGCGACAUUUCUUCCUUUCCCGCCGACGCCAGGAAUCGUGAAUCUUCGUGAAGACGGCUCAGUGCCCAUCGAAUACCUGAUUGUUUCGCUGAAGCCCGCACGAAUAUACGGUUUUUCGCAUGCGGGUGGUCAGAAAUUGUAUACCCUGGAUACCUUCGAAUCAACACCGCUAUCAACAUCAGAAUCAAGCUUCAAGAAGGCUGCUUACCUCCACCCAAUGCGCACCUUCGACCUCAGGAUCGGCGGAGAGGAUAGUUCCAAGGCCCAGGGCUUGUGCUGUGAACCUGCUAGUCCUUCGCCAUACACCUUCUACCACAACGUCCAACUCGAUCUUUUUACCCAUUUUUCUGCCCGUCUUCCUGCCACUUCUUAUAUUAUUCCUCGUAAUUAUCCACCGUCACCGCCGACGCGUCAUUCCUGGUCUUCGGUGCUUUACCCCGCGUAUCAUCAAGGUACACAACCUUUGAGCACGUCCUCGCCCAUCAUCCCAACCCGAAACAACAUGGCCUCUCCAGCGUCCUUUCCUCCCUCCUCGGACCCUCUCAAUGUCGUGGGUACACCGGGCCUGCGCGAAGGUACGGGUUUCGUGUACGCCAACGCUGCCGUGGGUGCCGCCACCGCGCCUGGUAGCGAUACCUCUUCCUGGCAGAUUAUUUGGGGUAAAGCAAAGGCCCUCUUUUUGCGCAAUUGGGCCAACUUCAUUCGAAAACUGAGGGUGCUUAAGGAAAAGAUCCACAAGACCACAUUCUUUGCCCCGGGAUUUUUCGCUGCCACCUGA
Molecule: messenger RNA, 825 nt
Organism: Cyclocybe aegerita
Lineage: Eukaryota; Fungi; Basidiomycota; Agaricomycetes; Agaricales; Hemipholiotaceae
Source: the annotation of a GenBank genome assembly